AUGUCAUCAGAUGCCCACGAUCCUCAAUUUCAGCAUAAACAACUCGACUUUCCAUCUGAACAACUUGCCAAACCAGCCGCAGAACUCUCGCCCAAUUCACCCAUCUCAUCCAAUAUAGCAGAUCAAGAAAUUAAACUCCCCCAGCUACAUGGAUUGACUUCCAGUAGACAUUAUCACUCCAUUUCAAAGAUGGAACCGACUGAUGCCGAUCUCAAGCGAGCACGAAACCGUGUUGCAGCCCGUCGAUCUCGCGAACGAAAAAACUCGCGAAUCAUUGAACUAGAACAUAUCAAUCAAACACUAGUGGAUGAGCUUGAGCAAAUGCGUAGAGUCUUUCAAACUACCCGAAGGAAAAACAGCAGUACUAGUGGAGGUCACGGAAAUGCUGCUAAUAGAAAACACGAUCAAGGAAACGACAAGACAAACGGCCAUGGACGGACGAAUGGAAAUAGCAAACAACCUUUGAUUGCUCUCACAUCACUUGAUGCCACAAUACAUUGGAUCGAUCGACCAAGGGACUAG
This is a messenger RNA of Batrachochytrium dendrobatidis JAM81, 522 nucleotides long. RefSeq lists its product as uncharacterized. The coding region runs from base 1 to 522 and encodes 173 amino acids. Lineage: Eukaryota; Fungi; Chytridiomycota; Chytridiomycetes; Rhizophydiales. The transcript is spliced from 2 exons. Gene Ontology annotation, cellular component: transcription regulator complex. The record is from RefSeq and is a predicted model, not a curated record. Gene Ontology annotation, biological process: positive regulation of cellular response to amino acid starvation. Gene Ontology annotation, molecular function: DNA-binding transcription factor activity, RNA polymerase II-specific; RNA polymerase II cis-regulatory region sequence-specific DNA binding.